This is a messenger RNA of Quercus lobata, 691 nucleotides long. RefSeq names its product 60S ribosomal protein L35a-3-like. Gene Ontology annotation, biological process: translation. Gene Ontology annotation, molecular function: structural constituent of ribosome. The coding region runs from base 90 to 428 and encodes 112 amino acids. The transcript is spliced from 5 exons. Gene Ontology annotation, cellular component: ribosome. The record is from RefSeq and is a predicted model, not a curated record. Lineage: Eukaryota; Viridiplantae; Streptophyta; Magnoliopsida; Fagales; Fagaceae.
UUACACGUUCCUCUUCGCCUACCCUCUCAGUCUUCAAUUAGGGUUUCCGUCUUUCCCAGGCCGCAGAGACACACAGCUCAAACUCGAAAAUGGUGAAGGGUCGUCAAGGAGAGCGCGUCAGACUCUAUGUACGAGGAACCAUCCUCGGAUACAAGAGGUCGAAGUCGAACCAGUACCCAAACACAUCGUUGAUCCAGAUCGAGGGUGUGAACACGAAAGAGGAGGUGGGGUGGUACGCAGGUAAGCGCAUGGCUUAUAUCUACAAGGCUAAGGUGAAGAAGGACGGGUCUCACUAUCGGUGCAUUUGGGGCAAGGUGGCUAGGCCUCAUGGUAACAGUGGUGUUGUUCGCGCCAAGUUCAAGUCCAACCUCCCCCCCAAAUCCAUGGGAGCUAGAGUGAGAGUGUUCAUGUACCCCAGCAAUAUAUGAGCACAGUGGUUUAUAUAGAGGCUAGUUUGGAGGUCGGCAGUGAAACAGUGAUUUUCAAUUUAUUUUUGUACUCAAGAAUCGAAUUAGAUUGUUCUGGCUUUUUUUUUUCUUUUUUUCUUUUUUUUGCGUACUUUGGUUAUUAUUGAUAUGGAAUAUUCGUGGAACACUUGUGCCAGUUUUGAAUUUGUAACCUGUUAGUCAUUUACUCUUUCAUGCGGAGUAUUUAUGUUUUUCCAGUUAUUGAUUUGUGCUACAUCCAGAAA